This is a messenger RNA of Seriola dumerili (greater amberjack), 3365 nucleotides long. RefSeq names its product pleiotrophin (gene ptn). The record is from RefSeq and is a predicted model, not a curated record. Bases 118 to 603 code for a protein of 161 amino acids. Gene Ontology annotation, molecular function: growth factor activity. Lineage: Eukaryota; Metazoa; Chordata; Actinopteri; Carangiformes; Carangidae. The transcript has 5 exons.
ACAAAGAGAAAUAGUAUUGGAGAGGCAGGGCAGCGGGGCAGAGGUGCAGAUGAAAAGAACCUAGAGAAACUACUUCUUCAAGCUCUGAUUUACAACUACCAGACCUCCAAAAUAAAAAUGAAUGGACAGAAGCAAUGGACGAGUGUGGCUGUGAUGGCGCUCCUGGUGCUAACGGUGAUGGCAGCUGAAGGAGGCAAAGCAGAGAAACAAGGAAAGAAGGAGCGCAAGUCGGACUGCGGGGAGUGGCAGUGGAGCGUAUGCGUAGCCAAUGAAGGGGACUGUGGACUCGGCACCAGGGAGGGAACGCGCACCGGCACUGACUGCAAGCAGACCAUCAAGACCCAACGCUGCAAGAUCCCCUGCAACUGGAAGAAGAAGUUCGGAGGGGAAUGCAAGUACGACUUCCAGGCGUGGGGGGAGUGCGAUCUGGCGACGGGCAAGAAGAACAGGACGGGCGUGCUGAAGCGAGCGCUCAUGGACGCGACCUGCGCCGCCACCGUCACAGCCACCAAGCCUUGUGGGAAAAUCCCCAAGACCAAGCUGCAAGAUGCAAAGAAGCAAAAGAAGGAAGGCAAGAAGCGAGAGCGCGCCCAAAUGGACUGAUGAGGUUGUUUGUCACGGGGGAGGAAGGAAGAAGAGGGUGGAAAAAAAAAACGUCCACUGCCCUAUUUCAACACGGUUCCUCUUUAUAUGUCCUGUAGAUUGACAGUAGGAGCCAAUAGAGCUUUGACAAAAAAAACAAAAAACAACAAAAAAAAAAAAAACAGUGGAAACACGACUAUUAGUAACGACAUGUUUUACUUUUUCUUCUUUCUAGCACCUGAUACGAACUUGUAUGUUGCGAUAUAGGAGAUGUAAUACUCAGUGGUAGGGACAAAAUAAUGAAUAUGGAGACUUGUUUACUAGUGUUCUCACCUAAUGAUGUUGUUUCUAGGAUCAUUUUCGGAAGUACAAAUUGGGUAGGAUUUGUUUUACAGUUGCAUAGCCUAACUCUAAUUUGGAAAAGCCUUUGGACUUAAUGAAGCAGUUUGCUCAAAGUGGAGCUCUGAACAUCUUCACUUCAUUAAUUUGAGCAAAAAAAAAAAAGAAAAAGAAAAAAAGAAAAAGAAAGAAAAAAAAAGAAAUUUUUCAAGUGGCUCAAGUUAAUUGUAACCCUUUCCCUCCUAAAACUGUGGUAUAAUAUUUCUCUUUUUUUCUUUUAUUUCCACUAAGAGCAAACAAAGCAUGAGCUAGUUGUGUCUGGAGUAGAAGCUCUACAUGUGUGCAAACUGUUACUGUUCUUAGUUUGUUUUUCCUCCUGCUGCUCUGUUGUACCUCAGUUUAUAUACCCACUGAUUUUUACCCUCCACCUCCUGGCUGUAAAAAUUAAAGUCCACACUACUGUAGUCCUCAGCUUGGACUUAACAUUUCCUGUUACAUUUCCAAAAAUAAAAUGAAUAAAAAUGUAAAAAAAUAAAAUAAAAUAAAAUGAAAUAAAAAAAAAAAGUAGAAGAGAUCUUCACAAAGUGCUUCCUCACUGUCAAAAAAAAACACUAUUACACAUUUCAUAUAUUUUUUAUUUUGAAUUUCAUUCUGAGAGAAUAUGGCACAAUGUAACCACAUAAUGCAGUUUCAUUUUACAGCUUCAUAAGUGCCCGGUGAUGGUAACACUCAUUGUCCAGAAACAAAUAAUCAAUCAAGAAUGCAUUAAAAAGGAAAAAAAAAAAAUCCAUACCAUUGUUUUACUGUACAGGAAGUAUCAUAGUGGGGAGAGAGAGGGAGAGGGAAGGGGAGGAGAAUAAAUGAGGGAUUCUUGGUGGGGAAGGGAGGGGAGGGGGGAAACAUUCAGAUAGUAGCUAUUGAACACAUGUAUGUACAUUUCAAAUGUACUGCAUCCUAAUUACAUAUAAUGUAUUAUCAUAUUAGAUAUAUACAAUUCAAACAAUAGACUUUUUUUUUUCCUAUUGCAAGAGAAGCCACAAGCCACAGUGAGUGAAUACACAAUGAACAUCUACAUACAGAAGCAAAUGAAAAAUGAACACUUGUAUGUACAUUUAACACUUGCAGCAGGCUACUUAAUUUUUUAUUUUUUAUUUUUUUUGUUUGCUGAUUUUGUUCAUCGUGACCCUUUAAAGUUCAGAUUGGGUCAAAAGAAUUCAACCCUCAACACGCUGGUUGCCCCACAAGAGAAAAAAAAAAAAAAAAAUCUUUUUCCCAGGUUGUUAAAAUUGCAAAAGUUAUAAAGUGUGUCCAGUGAGAUAGGAGCCGACGACCAGCUUCUUCCCAAGGUGAGUGUGAAGCCUUAGAAAUUUACAGGUGGAAUCAAAAUGAAGCCCUUGCCUUCUGGGCCUCUGGCUCACACUGAAACUAGUUUCUAGCUUUUGUCCUCCUCCUCCUCCUCCUGGGUUUUAUUUAUUUUUUUCCCCCCUUUCUGGCUGCAAAAGUCACUCUUGAAAUCACUUCUCCGAAGUUGAAAAGUUUGGAUCCAGUCGCUCAUUUUUGCAGGGCAACAAUCCAUUUCUUAGCAAAUCAUGACUGCAGAAAUGCACAUAUAUUUAUAGUUUCUGCUUUUAUAAUUAGAUUCUCUUUCAUAUCCCAUAAUAUUCAUUCUUUAUAGAUUUUAAGAACAUUUUUAAUUUGAAAAAAAAAAACAAAAAAACACUGGCUGUACACUGAUCAUAGUCUAAUUUGUAAUACUACAUUUGUACUUUGUACAAUGAUAAACAGAUUUAUAAAAUGUGAUAGAAAAUGUACAAUAUAAUGUAUUUCAUAUGUUAUUCCAGUACCACGCAAAGCUGUGUCCUAUAGUGAGUCUUUGGAAGCCUGUUGCUAUUGAAAGACUGUUUGAAAGAGGAAGGAGUGAUGGCAGAGACAGACGAUCACACUGUGCACAUCUUCCCUGAUGUGUGCCAUGAUAUUUUGUCCAAUCUGAUGUCUUCACGCUGAGGAUGCCAAUUGGAAAAAAUAUAACACCACACAGUGAGCUGCACACACACACACACACACACACACACACACACCCAUACAAAUGACAGCACUGAUCUCUACAUAAUGACACAGAGUUUGCACAAGGAAGAAUUUUCCCCUAUGAUAAAUGUGAACACACACACACACACACACGUUACACUCACUCACACACACACACUUGAUGGAAAAAUCACCCAAAACAGCCGUGUGUGCCUGCAGAAGAGUUUUGAAUUGAAAGAUGUCACCGCUGUGACUGUACACUGUUCGGUUUUUGAUAAAUUAUUUCAAAAAAGGCAUCGAGAUGAUUUCAGAUUGUUCAGUCCGAACUUUGCUUGCCUCUCCGAUCAGGCCGUCGCUGUUAAGAUGGAAAUUGCAGUAAUGGGAGCUCAGAGCUGAGACGCACUAUAUCUUUAACGAAA